Striga asiatica is the source of this 1191-nucleotide messenger RNA. NCBI's taxonomy places the organism in Eukaryota, Viridiplantae, Streptophyta, Magnoliopsida, Lamiales, Orobanchaceae. The record is from the annotation of a GenBank genome assembly.
AUGGAAAAAAAAAAUUAUGUUUUACUUGCACCAUUGCUUCAAAAAACUUCCGGUGUUGGGUGGUCUGAAAUCGACCACAUACUAGAAGUGGAAGAGCCCGUCUGGAACGAUUAUGUCAAGAAUGAAAUUGAGUCAUCUCCGCCACAGGGUGUUGAGAGUAGUGCAUCGGGGAAGGGUAAACGGGUAGGCAAACGUAAACGUGUUAAAGAUGCGGAGGUUGAAGUGGUGGGCCUACAUUCUACUUUAUGCGAAAAAGCCGAUCAACGUUGGGGUCAAAUGGUGGAACGUAUUAGGGUCCAACACGAUGCGAAGGAGCAACGGAAACAGUUGUACGAGGCGUUGAAGUCUAUUCCCAUGUUGAGUAUCGAACAAAAAUUUAUCGUAACAAAAUACUUUUGUAGGAGCAAAGAAGAGAUGGACCAUCAGCGAAGAGGACAAAGCUUCUAUGGUUCCUUUAUUGUAAGCUUAACCCCAAUGGAUCGUCAUGAAAGCAUGCUACGUAUUGCGGAGAGGUAUCGUCGCCCCGGUUGGUCGUCGAAUGAGGAAAGGGAGUGCUACAUUUGCCAAGAAACUCCCGACAUGAAUGUGCCUGUCGUCUUCAACUCUAUAUGGCACCACCUCUCCAUACAGUUGACCGAAGAGAUGCUACAUUAUUUCUCCGUGCUCAAGGUCAAGGAGAAGAUAAGGCUCUACACACCUACUUCAGGGAGUUCCUCACAGACUCCCGGUGUGGACGUGCAUGUGGAAACGGGUCUUAUCACAGUCACUCCUUCGUACUGGACAUUCGUCGGCCGGGAAACGGAUUUGGAGUAUUUUUUCCGUCAUGUUGGGUUCCCAUGGUACGGAGAGUGUGUGGAGCUGUGGGAUCUUAGAGAUGCGGCUGAUGUGAUAAUGAAGCCCGGUGAAAGAGUCCAUGAGCCCAUCAUGUUUGACGACACGGAUGAGGAAAUUGUUGUUGCGGAUGACCCCAAUGGGGCAGACGGUGCUGAUGGUGUCGGGGGCGCCGUGGUAGAGCACGUGAAUGGCAACGCCAAUAAUGUGCAUGAAGUUGAAGAUGACGUGGAAGUGGAGGAACAUUACGAGGAGGAGUAUGUGGCUGAACCCGCCCCAGUCGAGGUGGUUGACAUUGAAUCGGACGAGGCACCGGAUGAAAUGGAUCUCGACACAGACGUCGGCUCUUGCGUUGACUCA